Messenger RNA from Aureococcus anophagefferens, 1320 nucleotides. RefSeq lists its product as hypothetical. Gene Ontology annotation, molecular function: ATP binding; tRNA binding; serine-tRNA ligase activity. Gene Ontology annotation, biological process: seryl-tRNA aminoacylation. NCBI's taxonomy places the organism in Eukaryota, Pelagophyceae, Pelagomonadales, Pelagomonadaceae. The annotation marks the transcript as partial. The record is from RefSeq and is a predicted model, not a curated record. The transcript has a single exon. Gene Ontology annotation, cellular component: cytosol.
AUGCCUCUGGACAUCUCGAUCCUGCGGGCCUACCGCGGCGGCGACCCCGAGAAGGUGCGCGAGUCGCAGCGGCGGCGCUUCGCCGACGUGGGCCUCGUGGACAAGGUCAUCGCCGAGGACGAGGCCUGGCGCAAGCUGACGCAGGACGUCGACGACAUCAAGGCGGAGAAGAACAAGAAGCAGAAGGAGAUCACGACGCUGAAGAAGGCCAAGGCCGACGUGCCGGCGCAGAUGCUCGCGGACCUCAAGGCGCUCGACGCGAAGCGCGCGGCGGUCGAGGCCAGGGUCGAGCCCCAGGCGCAGAAGGUGAAGAAGCUCUUCAGCGGCAUCGGCAACCUCGUCGCCGACGACGUCGUCGUGAGCCAGGACGAGGAGAAGGACAACGAGGUCGUGUCGCGCUGGGGCGAGUGCGCGCCGACGGCGGCGCACAGCCACCACGAGCUCCUCUACAUGAUCGGCGGCUACGAGCCCGAGCGCGGCGUGCGCGUCGCGGGCCACCGCGCCUACUUCUUCACGGACGUCGGCGUCAUGCUCAACCAGGCCGUGAUCAACUACGGCAUCAGCUUCCUCCGGAAGCGGGCCUACAAGGUCAUGCAGCCGCCCUACAUGAUGAACAAGGACGUCAUGGCCGGCGUCGCGCAGCUCUCGGAGUUCGACGAGGCGCUCUACAAGGUCUCGGGCGGCGACGCGGACUCGGAGAAGUACCUCAUCGCGACGUCGGAGCAGCCCAUCUGCGCGUACCACAAGGGCGAGUGGCUCAAGGAGGCGGACCUCCCGCUCCGCUACGCGGGCAUCUCGACGUGCUUCCGCAAGGAGGCGGGCUCGCACGGCCGCGACACCUGGGGCAUCUUCCGCGUGCACCAGUUCGAGAAGGUCGAGCAGUUCUGCAUCACCGUCGGCGACCUCGAGGAGUCGGCGAAGAUGCACGAGGAGAUGAAGGACCUCGCCGAGGAGUACGUGCAGUCGCUCGGCUUCCCCUACCACGUCGUCAACAUCGUCUCGGGCGAGCUCAACAACGCGGCGAUCAAGAAGUACGACCUCGAGGCGUGGUUCCCCUUCCAGAAGCAGUUCCGCGAGCUCGUGUCCUGCUCCAACUGCACGGACUACCAGUCGCGGGCCAUGGAGAUCCGCUGCGGCAACAAGAAGAUGGGCGAGCGCGAGAAGAAGUACGUCCACAUGCUCAACUCGACGCUCGCCGCGUGCGGCCGCACGAUCUGCUGCCUCCUGGAGAACAACCAGACGCCGACGGGCGUCCACGUGCCCGAGGUGCUCUGGCCCUACAUGGACGGCCUCACGUUCCUCCCCUUCGUGCGCGACAUG